Notolabrus celidotus (New Zealand spotty) is the source of this 2033-nucleotide messenger RNA. RefSeq lists its product as uncharacterized. Lineage: Eukaryota; Metazoa; Chordata; Actinopteri; Labriformes; Labridae. The transcript has 6 exons. The coding region runs from base 419 to 1162 and encodes 247 amino acids. The record is from RefSeq and is a predicted model, not a curated record. Gene Ontology annotation, molecular function: peroxiredoxin activity.
AGGUCUGUCAGGUACAUCCGGAUACAUCCCUGGGUUAGGUCUGUCAGUCUGCACUGCAGGCUGCAGUCAAAAACAAACAAAGCCCGACCCCUGGCGGUGAGGCGGAAUAAUGAACGUGUCCAUAAGGGCGGGGCCAAACAGCAGGCGCGACCAAAUCCUGCAUUGUGAUUGGAUGGUGUGACCACAGUGUUGACAUCUGAGUUGUCAGAGGGAGACGGAGCAUUCUAGCACGACCUGAUAACAUUGUAAGAACAAAUACAAUUUGUAACGACCCAUAUGUUUUUACCUUUUUUCGUGUACUUAAGUUAAGCAAGAAUGACAUGUGACUGAAAGUUGAGACUUUUUCAGUUUUUGCUUCGUUUGACACACUGAGUGGAUCUUCACAAGUAGUCUAUUUGUACUUCCUUAGCCGACUGACAUGGCGAGAAACCUCGUCUCCAAGUUGUUUCGUACAUCUUUAAUCACACAAAGUGCGUCUCUCCGGUCGGGCUGCGUGUCUCGCAGAGAGGCUGCGGCGGGGAUCAGAUAUUUCUCCAGUGAUCCUCCUAAGAAGGAAGAGAAAAUCAGUCGCUAUUCCAUUCCUAACAAGAAAGAUCUUCCUUAUGAUAUGGUGGAGCUUAUGGAUGAAGUUGAGUCAAAAAGUGGAUUUCUGCCUAACGUCUUCAAAGUCCUCUCUCACAGACCAGCAGAGUUCAGAGCCUUCUUCGCUUAUUACAAUGAACUCAUGAACAAAGAGACAGGCAGAUUAACCAAGGCAGAUCGAGAGCUGAUCGUAGUGGCUACAAGUAUCCACAACAAAUGUCUCUACUGUGUGGUGUCCCACAGUGCACUACACCGUAUCUACUCAAAGAACCCCACUCUUUCUGAUCAGGUUGUUGUUAACUAUGAGAAUGCAGACCUGUCUCCCCGGGAUCGUGCAAUGCUGGACUUUGCGAUGGCUGUGUGUCGCUGCGACACCAUCACAGAUCAGCAUUUCAAAUCUUUGGAGGAGGUGGGCUUUGACCGCGAGGAUGCCUGGGACAUUGCUGCCAUUGCUGCUUUCUUUGCCUUGUCCAACCGGCUCGCACAUCUCACAGACAUGAGGCCAAAUUUAGAGUUUCACAAUAUGGGCAGAGUACCACGGGAUAAGAGCAAGGACAGCGGACAGGGGAAAAAGGAGUAAUUUUUCAGUAUAAUAUCAGUCAUCAGAGGUCACAUGUGUAGAUCCUGUUCUUUUUAGGUCUAUACCAGAUGUUUUCUGAUUCAUCUCUAAAUGAAUGCAAUAUCAGAUACUGUGGAAUGAGAGAAACAAUCUAACACUGGAAUUAUUUAGUGUGCCCUGUGAUCAAAGUGAGGGUCAAUGCAGAAGAUAGCAUCCAUGAUUGUAUUUAUAAAUGAGAUUUUCUGUGCAAUUUAAGCAAUCCAGUUUUCACAUAGACCCUUAAAGUGACAUUUUUGAAAAGUUCCUACAGUUGCCCUCAUGAUCCUGUGUAAAUAACUCACCACAUUUUCAUUUCAGAUGUUAGAUAUGCAUGACAUAAAGUUACAGUUUAUUGUGAGGAUAGACAGCUUCAUUUUUAGAUUAAUCUACACAGUUAACCAUUUCCUCUAACUGAAUCCUGUCUGCUUUUUUAUGUUAACGUUUUACAUUUUGGGUGGUUACUGUGUUCCUUCAAAAGGAAUGCUGUUUUCUGACAGAACUAGGGUACAGGAUGAGCAUAACAGCAGCACAUCAAAAAUGCUGGUACGAAGAACACUAUGAGAUUUACAGACACAAUUAAAAAGCUACCUUAACUUCAGUGAGUUGGACUUUUUGCUUCAGAAUUUUUAAAAAAUAGUCUCCUGAAACUCUUACGCUUGUUUGCUGGUUGAAAAUGCUUUUGUUAUGUUCUGUUUUGUUGUGCACUUUCUCUGCCUGUGAGAGUAAAUGGCAUUUUUUCACAGGAUGAUCACUUGUGUUUGAAAGUUUUGGAAUAAUAUCAGCCUCUCUAAGUUUUCUUGUACUGCUAUGUAUACACAUUAUUUCCUGCUAAUAAAUGAGACAUGACACUUUA